AUGCCGAAAUGGGAAGAACGUGACCAGGAAGACUUUCAAAGGCAUCACACUCUCGGCCUACAGGGUGAGCGCUUUACAACAAACGAGACACUGCAGACGAUCCUUGGUAUAGUAGAUGCUUUUGAAAAAGCUUCUGGGCCGGCCCAAUACAGAGCAGAGGCGAGACGAAUGGAGAAAUGGAUUCUGGAAAUGGAAGACGUGACGCUUGCAGGAGAUGAACAACAAGGUGUGGCCAGUACUCAGAUCGUCCCACGGCUAACGCAGUUUCUCUCGCCCCAGAACCAGGCCGUUCGACGUCGAGGAGAGCUGCCAGGCUAUAUUGAAGAAGAGCUGACGGUACUUCAACGUAAGUGGGGUAGGGGUGAUUUCUUGGGAGCUAUUAGGCGUGGCAUUGUUGCUGUGGACACGUUUGAUCGAAAUGGUAUCAGACGAUCAAUUCGAUAUGAACUCGACAGGACGUACGGGUUCCUCGUUGACGCCAAAUACUUCGGAGCUGGAGAUUUGGUCAAUGGCCAAAUCUGGAUGUCGAGGCUCGAGCUCAGAAGGGAUGGAGUGCAUGCGCCUCCCAUCGCAGGUAUCAGUGGCACUAUCGCAGGUGGUGCAAGGUCGAUCGUCCUCGGCGAAUUCGACGAGUCCAAAAACAAAGGUUAUGCUGACAUCGACAUGGGCGAGGUCAUUGAGUACAUGGGCACUGCCCUUCCCGACAAAGCAGAUUCGGGAGAAACUAACACUGAAGAUCCGCACAUGCACAAUCCUGGCUCUUGGAAUCCUGUUCGAGACCCAACCGCAGCUACACAAGCCAUGAUGAGGUCUUUCGAUACCCAAAUCCCUGUGCGCGUGAUUCGAUCUUGCAAUAUGCAUAGUAUCGUUUCUAAUAAACCAAGCAAGGGCUACCGGUACGAUGGACUCUACAAGGUCGUUGGCAAGACACCCAUGAAGGAAGAGAGGCAAAUUUGGAGCUUUCGGCUCCAGAGACUUCAUGACCAGGGAUAUCUUCGAGGGUUUCAAAGAGGUGAACCUCAGCCGGACUCUAGCGGAAGGCGACGAGGUCACUACUACCAGGGUCGAUAG
Messenger RNA from Lithohypha guttulata, 1071 nucleotides. RefSeq lists its product as uncharacterized. The transcript has 2 exons. Gene Ontology annotation, molecular function: ubiquitin protein ligase activity. The record is from RefSeq and is a predicted model, not a curated record. Gene Ontology annotation, biological process: negative regulation of gene expression via chromosomal CpG island methylation; protein ubiquitination. Bases 1 to 1071 code for a protein of 356 amino acids. NCBI's taxonomy places the organism in Eukaryota, Fungi, Ascomycota, Eurotiomycetes, Chaetothyriales, Trichomeriaceae.